Colletotrichum acutatum is the source of this 843-nucleotide messenger RNA. RefSeq lists its product as uncharacterized. The record is from RefSeq and is a predicted model, not a curated record. Bases 288 to 800 code for a protein of 170 amino acids. Lineage: Eukaryota; Fungi; Ascomycota; Sordariomycetes; Glomerellales; Glomerellaceae. The transcript has 3 exons.
GGCUCCGAAUAUCUUGGCUUCUGCUCUCGUCGACAUAUAAGCCACCGUCCCGCCGCGAGCAUCAGACAUUUUCUUCUUCAUCCACUCGCAUCCAAGCCUUCCAUCCAGUCCGAUCUCGCUCAUUCCCUUCAUUCAUUCUCUUCAGAGCUGUGCUCGUUGUUCUCUUCACUCCUUUCAGGUCGUUUACACAAAACCAAAACCCACUCUUUACAGGAACAAUCAAGAGCUGUGCUCUCUUCAUACAUAAUACAAUUUUAAUCAACCCCCACAUCCACCAACCAGCCAAAAUGCGUUUCUCAACCAUCAUUCUCUCCACGCUCACCGCCUUCGCCGCCGCGGCACCCGUCGCCGACACCCUGGAACCCCGCCAGGGCAACGGUAACAACAACAACAACAACAACAAGAACAACAUCGACCUCGCAAGCCUCAAUAACCUCCAAGGCUUCCGCAACCUCGACCUAAACUACCUCCUCGCCCUCAACAACCUCAACCUCCAGGGGCUCGGCCAGCUGGGCCAGGUCAACAACCUCAACCUCGCCGCUUUCCAGAACCUCUUCGCCGCCCAAAACUUUGACCUCAACGCCUUGUUGCAGCUGCAGCAGCUCUCCACCGUGCUGGCGAUUCAGCAGCAGGGCGUGUUUGGCAACGUCAACCUGGCGCAGCUGAACCUCGGCGGGCUGAACUUGGGGCUCAUUGGCGGGGUUGGGCAGGUGAACCUGGGGCAGUUUAUUGAUCAGGGCUUGGUUGGGCAGAUUAACCAGGUCGUUCAGCAGUCUUCUGUCGUUGUCGUUGGCAAAUAAGCACUCUACGUCUGUCCUCCAGGAAUGGGCGAUGUAAUGUAUU